Molecule: messenger RNA, 2349 nt
Organism: Rhinocladiella mackenziei CBS 650.93
Lineage: Eukaryota; Fungi; Ascomycota; Eurotiomycetes; Chaetothyriales; Herpotrichiellaceae
Exons: 1
Coding region: 1-2349 (782 amino acids)
Biological process (GO): mRNA splicing, via spliceosome
Cellular component (GO): spliceosomal complex; Prp19 complex
Source: RefSeq, a predicted model, not a curated record
AUGCCUGUUGUCAAAGGAGGUGUGUGGACCAAUAUCGAAGACGAAAUUCUGAAAGCAUCCGUGUCGAAGUAUGGGUUAAAUCAGUGGGCGCGAGUUUCUUCGUUGCUCGCGCGAAAGACGCCGAAACAAUGCAAGGCAAGAUGGACAGAAUGGUUAGACCCAGGCAUCCGGAAAAUAGAAUGGUCUAAGGAAGAAGAUGAAAAGUUAUUACACCUGGCGAAGUUGAUGCCCACGCAAUGGCGAACAAUUGCACCGGUCGUCGGACGAACUGCCACUCAGUGCCUCGAACGUUAUCAGAAACUGCUCGAUGAAGCUGAAGCGCGGGAGAACGAUGAAUUGGGCCUGGGUGGACCAGAAGGAGGAGAGACCGCUGCGCCUACAGGAGAUCAAGUCCGAAGACUGCGACCUGGAGAACUUGACCCAGACCCCGAAUCCAAACCUGCAUGGCCGGAUACGAUCGAUCUCGACGAAGAUGAAAAAGAAAUGCUCAGCGAAGCUCGUGCCCGUCUGGCUAAUACACAAGGAAAGAAAGCAAAGCGGAAGGCGCGCGAAAGACAGCUGGAAGAGUCAAGACGCCUUGCUGUGCUACAGAAGAGACGGGAGCUCAAAAAUGCAGGCAUUAAUAUCAAGAUUAUCACCCGAAAGAAGGGCGAGAUGGACUACAAUGCCGAUAUUCCGUUCGAAAAGCAGGCAGCGCCCGGCUUCUACGAUACGCAGGCGGAACAGGCCAAGAAUGAGCGUGAGCGAGAAAUGUUCGAUCCACGAAAGCAACAGUUAGCACGAAAGAGACAAGGGGAUCCAGAAGAGAAUGUGGAUCCAAAACGGCAGAAACAGGACAAGAACAAACCCUCGGCUGCCUUUAUCGCGGCGGCAAAGGCAGGACAAAUGCAACGAAUACGUGAAGCCGAACAGCGAAGCAAGCGCAGAGCAUUAAACCUCCCGGCCCCUCAAGUUAGUGAAAGCGAGCUGGAGGAGAUCGUCAAGAUGGGAAUGGCUGGUGACAGAGCAGUCAGAGCCGUCGGAGACGACGAAGGAGACGAUCGUGGCCUGGUGUCUAAUUAUCCAAAUGUGAUCAGUGCCACUCCCAUUCGGACUCCUCGUGCACCGGCGCAAGAGGAUCACAUUGCCAAUGAAAUCAGAAAUAUCAGGGCUUUGACCGAAACGCAAUCAUCUUUGCUGGGAGGCGAAAACACGCCUCUACACGAGGGCAGUGCCUCGACCGGAUUCGACGGUAUUGCUCCGCGCAGACAACAAAUGGUUACGCCCAACCCGAUGGCAACGCCAUUCCGUCAAACUGACGCUGAAGGUCAAAUUCCUAGCGCUACGCCACUACGGACUCCUCGCGAUAAUUUGACCAUCAAUGAGAAAGGAGAACGCCAACUAGUAGCGCAAACACCUCGUGAUUUGCGAUCGGCCGAGAAUGCAGCGCGCCAAUCCCUAAGAGCGAAGCUGGCCUCUCUGCCGAAGCCCAAGGAAACAGAAUGGGAACUAGAAGUCUUGCCACCCAAACAAGCCGAGUCAAUUGGCAAGACUGGUCCGGAAAGGGAGGACCAGGAUGAAAUUGACCAACGUGAGCGUGAAGCUCGGGAAGCGGCUGCCGCUGCGGAGUUUCAACGACAAACUCAAGUUUACCGGCGAGCAUUACCCCGACCGACUACCAUCGAUUACAAUUCCCUUGUUUCAGAAGCCACAUCUAUCACCGACCCAAUCAGGGCCAUGAUCGCUCAAGAAGCAGCUCUGCUCAUGGCCAACGAUGCUCGAAAGUUUCCUCUCCCUGGCUCUCGGCUGAUAGGCAAACCCGUCCAGCCGGCUUCAUUAUCAGACGAUCUCUUAACAAAGGCUCGCCAACAACUAGCCGACUCAUGCAACGCAGAUGACCGACAAGCCUACAUUUCCGCCGUGGAGGCCCUCUACGCAUCCUCUGAGCCCGAUGCUCUCCCUCUGAAAUUCACCACAAGCACGACCCCGGCCGAAUACAGCAAAGCGUUCGUAGCUGCGCAGAAAAAUCUCCUCGCCGCCGCAGAAGCAGGCAACAAGCUCGAGAAGAAACUCUCACUACACCUAGGAGGGUAUCAGGCGCGGCAGAAGAUGCUCAAGCAGAAAAUCGCCGGCGUGUACGAGCAGAUCGAGGAGCAGCGAGCACAGCUGGAUGGUUUCCAGACGUUGCAGAUCAGUGAGGAAGGGGCACUGACGAGGAGAUUAGAAAGAUUGAGAGAUGAGGUCGGGUUCGUGAGUCGAAGAGAGCGUGAGGCGCAAGAGGACUAUCGUAGUGCGAAGGAGGAGUUGAGACAACUGGAGGAAAGGAGCGCGGUCAAGAUCAAUGGAGUGAACGGACCCGAGUAUUCUUGA